This is a messenger RNA of Anthostomella pinea, 1473 nucleotides long. NCBI's taxonomy places the organism in Eukaryota, Fungi, Ascomycota, Sordariomycetes, Xylariales, Xylariaceae. The record is from the annotation of a GenBank genome assembly.
AUGAACGCAGACGCAGCCACACACAAGGCCGAGGAGUUAAGGAGGCAGAUCUCGCGGACUGAGAAGGAACUCCAAGAUCUGCGCGCCCAGCUCCAAGAGCUCGAGUCAUCGUCAACGAACGGCCGCCAUGAUCACAUCCCGGAGGAGUCCGGAAGCGGAACGGCAACGGCACCGGCCCCGGGAUCGAAGUGGCCCUUGAAGGAAGAAGAGUACGCCCGCUACGGCCGCCAGCUGAUCCUGCCCAGCAUCGGCAUCAACGGCCAGCUGCGCCUGAAAUCCAGCUCGGUCCUCAUCAUCGGCGCCGGCGGGCUCGGAUGUCCCGCCGCCGCAUACCUCUCCGGCGCCGGCGUGGGAACCCUGGGCAUCGUCGACGGCGACACCGUGGAAGUGUCCAACCUGCACCGGCAGAUCGCGCACAGCACCUCGCGCGUCGGCGCGCCCAAAGUCGACAGCCUGGCGCAGUACUCUCGCGACCUUAACCCGGAGGUCGCGUACCGCUGUCACGGGGAGCACCUGACGCCGCAGAACGCCGAGGCCAUCGUCUCGCGGUACGACGUGGUGCUGGACUGCACGGACCACCCAACGAGCCGGUACCUGAUCUCGGACGUCUGCGUGCUGCUGCGCAAGCCGCUCGUCUCGGCGUCGGCGCUGCGCACCGAUGGCCAGCUCAUCGUGCUGAACAACCCGCCGGCGCCGCCGGGGGCCGCGGACGGCGGCGGGCCGUGCUACCGGUGCGUGUUCCCCAGGCCGCCGCCGGCCGACAGCGUGGUCAGCUGCGGCGAGGGCGGCAUCCUGGGGCCCGUCGUGGGCGUCAUGGGCGUGCUGCAGGCGCUCGAGGCGAUCAAGCUGAUCGCGGCCGGUAUCGGAAAGGGAGACAAUGCAGACCCGAAACAGUGGAAUGCGCCGAGCUUGCUCCUGUUCUCUGCGACAUCGUCUGAACCAUUUCGGUCGAUUCGCAUGCGGAGCCGGAAACCGAAGUGUUUCGCCUGCUCGGCUGAGUCGACGUUGACUUUGAAAGAACUGAAAUCCGGAUCGCUAGAUUAUGUCCAAUUCUGCGGCGUGUCGACACCGAUCAGCGUACUGAGACCCGAGGAAAGGAUCAGUGCUGCUGACUACAACGAUAUUCUGGCUCAGGGGCUCAAUACAACGAGCCUCCUGCUGGACGUCCGCGAGAAGGAGCACUUUGACAUUGCUAGCAUACCGGGGGCCAUUCAUGUGCCAUUCUCCGCGUUCCAGGCCAAGUAUCGGUCCACGACUGGUGGCGAGAAGCCGUCCCUUGAUUGGCUUCCUGAAGAGACGCCCUCGGAAGCCCCGAUCUAUGUCGUCUGCAGGGUCGGGAACGACUCGCAGCUAGUGGCCCGAAAGUUGAAAGAUAUGGGUAUCGACAGCGACGGAAAACGAUUCGUAGGAGAUAUAAAGGGGGGAAUGCGGGCCUGGAAACGAGAAGUAGACGGCACAAUGCCUUUCACAUAG